CUGCCUGCUGGGAAUUGUAGUCUGGCAACAAGCCCACUUCCCUUAGAGGGCACUGGGAACUACAUUUCCCGGUGAGGGAGAGGCUCUGGCAGGCCGCGCCGUACGGGGGCGUCACUCUGUUGCGCAUCAGGGUCCAAAGCCAGAGAGCUUUUGAGGGGGGCAGGUCGAGGCACGGGCUGUGUUUUCCUUCCUUCUCCGCUCUUACGCGGCGCCGGCUCUGCCCUCUCACCCCGAGCCGUGCGCCCUCCUUUCUGCUCCCCGUGUUAUUUUUUUCUAGAGGUUCCAAGAGAGCGGCCGUUGUCCCGCGCUGGAGUGAGGGGCGCGCCCCUCUUCGGCAAAGCCAACCCGGCACCGGGCCAGCAGCUCCAUGGGCCCAACCCGGAAGCCCAACGUGUGCCACCAGCUGAGUCGCCGGGCACAGGGCUUCUUCACGCGCGACGCAGGCGUGGUGCAGAGGACGAACCUGGGCAUCCUGCGGGCUCUGGUCUGCCAGGAAAGUACUAAAUUUAAGAAUGUUUGGACUACCCAUUCCAAGUCACCUAUAGCCUAUGAGAGAGGAAGAAUAUAUUUUGACAAUUAUCGGUGCUGUGUCAGCAGUGUUGCAUCCCAGCCAAGAAAACUUUAUGAAAUGCCAAAAUGUUCCAAGUCAGAAAAAAUUGAGGAUGCUUUAUUAUGGGAAUGCCCAGUGGGGGAAAUGCUGCCCAGUCCAUCAGAUUAUAAAUCCUCACUCAUAGCACUGACUGCUCAUAACUGGCUACUUCGUAUAUCAACAACAACAGGAGAAAUCCUUGAGAAAAUAUAUCUUGCUUCAUAUUGCAAGUUCAGAUACUUGAGCUGGGACACUCCUCAAGAAGUCAUUGCAGUCAAGUCAGCUCAGAACAAAGGCUCAGCUUUGGCACCGCAGGUGGGCAUUCAACAGCCUGUUUUGCUCUACCUUGCAGUAUUCCGUGUUCUACCUUUUUCACUCAUAGGGAUUUUGGAGAUCAACAAAAAAAUUUUCGGGAACGUUACAGAUGCUACCUUGUCUCAUGGAAUACUGAUUGUGAUGUACAGCUCAGGACUGGUCAGACUCUAUAGCUUCCAAGCCAUCACUGAACAGUUCAUGCAACAGAAACUUGACUUAGGUUGUGCAUGCAGAUGGGGUGGGACUACUGGAACUGUAGGAGAGGCUCCUUUUGGCAUUCCUUGUAAUAUUAAAAUCACAGACAUGCCACCACUACUCUUUGAGGUGUCUUCUCUGGAAAAUGCUUUUCAGAUUGGAGGCCAUCCUUGGCACUACAUCAUCACACCUAAUAAGAAGAAACACAAAGGAGUUUUCCAUAUUUGUGCCCUAAAAGACAAUUCCUUGGCAAAAAAUGGGAUCCAGGAAAUGGAGUGUUGUUCUCUAGAAUCUGAUUGGAUCUAUUUCCAUCCUGAUGCUUCUGGUAGAAUAAUACAUGUUGGCCCAAAUCAGAUCAAAGUUUUAAAGCUAAAUGAAGUAGAAAAUAAUAGUGCUCAGCAUCAGAUCUCUGAAGAUUUUGUCAUUUUGGCCAAUAGGGAGAAGAACAAAAGUGAAAACUUAUUCACUGUUACAUCUUCUGGACGAUUGGUAAAAAAAAAAAUCAGCCUUCUGGAUGACGACCCAGAACAAGAGACUUUCAAAAUUGUGGACUAUGAAGAUGAGUUGGAUUUGCUUUCUGUAAUAGCUGUUACUCAAAUAGAUACUGAUGGAAAAGCUCAUCUGGAUUUCCACUGUAAUGAAUUUGGAACUUUACUGAAAAGCAUUCCACUAGUGGAGUCAUGGGAUGUGACAUAUAGCCAUGAAGUCUACUUUGACAGAGACUUGGUACUACACAUAGAACAGAAACCAAACAGAGUCUUCAGCUGCUAUGUUUACCAGAUGGUGUGUGACCCUGGUGAAGAAGAAGAAACCACAAGCAAAAUUUGUGGGAAAAAAAUAAGAUAAUUUAAAAUUUUCAGAUGUUACUUGGGAUACUUUUAGCCACACACCCAAGCAGUAUGUCUAGUCCUCCUUUUUAUUAUCUGCAUAAUAAGCUCUACAGUAUUUUCCAGAGAAGUUCUUGUUUUGACCUCAGACUACUGUGACUUCUUUAUUAUACUUUACUAUAUAAGAUGAUGAGGACAUCAUUUUAUGUAAUAGUUUAUUAGAAUGGAAUUCAAAGAAGUCUAGCAUAUUAGAGCUUUUAGCUGGUAAUGCAGAUAUAAAAUCCUGGGAGCAGAAAAGGAAGGGCAGUUUAAUUCCAGGUGCUGGGGAGAGUCAUUAAAGGUUUUUUAAAGAAUGGUAUGGAAUUUUGAUUGAAAACUAAGAGGAAAAAAAUAUUACAAAGACUACAUUAAGAUCCUGUGAUCUCAAUACCAAGAGACAUUUGCUUAAGAAAUGAGAUCUGUAGUGUGAAACAUACUUUUGAGCCAAAAAAUACAUCACAGUUUUUUUUUAAAUCUUAUAUAUGUUUGUAUUUGUUAAUAAUAUCAGGAAUUGGCUGUAGUUCCCCUGUGUCUUUUCUUCCAUGGUUUUAUUCUCUUGAUGCUCCCAUUGUUUGUGUUUUUAUUAUAGAUUAAUGUAAAGGAUUCCAAGCAACUUGGAACUUUUUUUAAGUGAACUUUUUUCCCAGUAUGUAGCUUAGUUAGCUCUUAAUAUAGCUAAGAGUAUUGUUAUCAUUUCACCAUUCUGUUUAUUUGGUGAGUCUUCCGAUUCUGCCUCGGCAUCAUUCUUAUGCCUCUGCAAUGAGAUAUAGGUAUCCUGGGUUGCACCAAGAAUUCUUACUGGCUUGGGAAACAAUUAGAAAAAGAUUUUGACUCCAUCUUAUUUGUGAAAUAAGUAUUUUUUUCCCUUUCUUCAAACCAGUCUAAAUAAGAUCAUUGAACUCAAAUAAUCACUCUUCAGUUAUGGGGCCCACUACCUUAGAGGUGCUAGUGAGAGUCAUAAAACAUUAUGGGUAACGUUUCUGAGUUUUUAACACAAGUUUGAGCGAAAUAAGGUUGCUUCUUAACAGCAGUUCCAGAUAUUAAGCUGAUAUUAUUAAGAUAUUAAGCAGUUAUUAAUACCAGAUAUUAAGCUUAACAGCAGUUCCAGAUAUUAAGCUAUUUAUGUCUACACUUCACUCCUUGACCUAAGACUCUGUAUUCUCACAGUAUCAGUGCGGCAAGGUGAUGAUUCUUUGAUUUACUAAAACAUUUCUUGUAACUCUAAGAGAAAACCAAAUUUUGUUCUAGUUACUAUUUAAACUACUGAGUGAGGAGAUAAUACUGUUUAAACCAAUGAAGGUGCUCUGCAUCCCUCCACCAACUGAAUGUUUUGUUUCUUGUACAUCUGUAUAAAUAAUGGCAUUUAUUUAUUGAGUGCUUUCUAUCUGCCAGUCACUGUGAUAAAUGUAAAAUCAAUUGUCUCACUUAAAAUAACCAUAAAGAGUAUAACUACAAUUAUCCUUCCUUAUUUUACAAAUGAGGAAAGUAAUGUUUACAGAAGUUAAUUUUCUUAAGGUACGACAACUAAUACAUGCAGAGGUGGAAGCAAUUUCAAAUUUGUUUGACACAAACUUAUUUCUUCCAAAGCAAAGCAAAAGACGGUGUUAUUUUAUCCCCUGUAUAACCUACUGACAAAUAUAUAUUGGCUAUUUAGGAAAAUGCUUUAUAAGUAUUUUUUAAUGAUGUUUGGAUAUCCAAAUUUUGGACAAAGUUUGGAUGAGACACAGUUGGCCUAUUCACAGAUAAUUUGACAUAGAAGAUGGCUCUUCAUCCAUUGGUUAAAAGUCAUUUUUGAAAUGUACAAAAAAUGGUACUUGCAGUCCUGUUGUGAUAAUAAAUACCAGUAUCAGUAAUUACUCUUACUAUAACUUGACUUCUUUUUCAAUAACUUGUAUAUUUUCUGACCUUUCUUUACCAUAUUUUAAUAAAUCAUCUCCCUUUUAGAAUACCAGGGAAAAUUCAGGGGUUAAUUUCUAUUCCCUGUGUUGCCAUAGAAUCUCUAUGUUAAAAAUUUUAAUUUAAUUCAAAGAGUACAUUAUUUAUUUAAUUCAAAGAGUACAAAUUUUCAAGCAUACAGCAAACUUAACAGAAUUGUAUAUACCUAAAUACUGACCAUAUGUAUUCUACAUUUUAUUCUACAUGUUUUAUUAUCUGUGCUACUUUAUGAUGGAAGAAAUUAAAUCAAAAUAAAUUGUUAGCAUGAGUAUACUUCUUUUUAAUAAUUCAACAUGCAUAUCAUUAAGUAGAGUUUAGCACUGUUUAAUUUUUAAAUUUUGAUGUGCAGUUAUAUGCAGUGAAAUGCACAAAUGUUAAGUAUAAAUUUACUGAGUUUUUACAAACGCAUACACCCGUGUAACCUAAACCUUUAUCAAAAUUUAGCCUGACAGUUGUCCCAGAAAGUUUCCUCAUGCCCUUUUCAGUCAUUCCCCCACCCCAACUCUCAGUGUAACUACUCUUCCAAUUAUUUUGCCUCACCAUUUAAGUUGGCCUAUUCUCACUUCAUGUAAAUAAAAUAAAAAAAAAAUAAUGGUUCUCGCAGCAUGUUUUUGAGAUUAAUUCACAUUGCAUGUAUCGAUGGCUCAUUCCUUUUUAUUGCUGUGCUGAGUAUUUUGUAUGAAUAUGCAGUUUUUCCAUUUUCCUGUUAAUCAACAACUGGGCUAUUUCUGCCCAUUUUAGAAAAUUGCCAUGAAUAAAAGCCUCUAUGAAUAUUA
This is a messenger RNA of Talpa occidentalis (Iberian mole), 4676 nucleotides long. RefSeq names its product DDB1 and CUL4 associated factor 17 (gene DCAF17). The record is from RefSeq and is a predicted model, not a curated record. NCBI's taxonomy places the organism in Eukaryota, Metazoa, Chordata, Mammalia, Eulipotyphla, Talpidae. Gene Ontology annotation, biological process: protein ubiquitination. Gene Ontology annotation, cellular component: Cul4-RING E3 ubiquitin ligase complex. The coding region runs from base 368 to 1945 and encodes 525 amino acids. The transcript has 14 exons.